Molecule: messenger RNA, 3755 nt
Organism: Bombus impatiens (common eastern bumble bee)
Lineage: Eukaryota; Metazoa; Arthropoda; Insecta; Hymenoptera; Apidae
Product: transcriptional regulator ovo
Exons: 11
Coding region: 456-3317 (953 amino acids)
Biological process (GO): epidermal cell differentiation; regulation of transcription by RNA polymerase II
Cellular component (GO): nucleus
Molecular function (GO): RNA polymerase II cis-regulatory region sequence-specific DNA binding; DNA-binding transcription factor activity, RNA polymerase II-specific
Source: RefSeq, a predicted model, not a curated record
AACGAAGUUUCAGUUGAUCGCUAGAGUUCGACCGUUAAUGUGUGCUCGCUCAAUCUGUGCUCCGUGUCGAAGAUAACUGUAAAUCCGCGACAAAGAAAGACGAAGUUUUACCUUGGACUAACCGAGAACAGAGAGGCUAAUCUAUCUCUGGACUUCGCGAUUGGCGUGUAUCGUUGUUAAUAGUGACUAUCGCGGAAACCGAAGUGAUCCGAAAAUUCGCUGGUUAAUAUUCAAGAUAUUUCUUUUUCUCAAGGUGGAUUUUAAUCAGAAGUAAUCAGUGAUCACUGAUCGUCACUAGAAUUACGUCCUAAGAGACGAGAAGACACUUCGAGAGAUACCCAGAAGUGAUUAGUGUGGUUGAUGUCUCUGAAGAACGCAACUGUGGCCGACCAUGGGAAUGGUGCCUGAAGCCUUAGGGUGAAGUGUCACGUUAACAUGCGCUAAGGUUCAGCAGAAUGCCGAAAAUUUUUCUAAUCAAGAAUCGAUUGCAUCAACAACAAUUGAGACUAUUAGAGGCACACCACGCCGGGAAGAAUUCAUCGACUAAUGGUGCCGAACCUCUCAGUCUCAUUGUGAAUAAGCAUCAGUAUCGCGAGAAAACAGACGAUGAUCGAGCAACGACUCCGGAAUCGUUACGCAGCAGCAGUCCAGCUUCUUCUCCGCCGCCACAAUGGCAAUCGAGCACUCCAACCGAUACACCGCCGCGUCGAUUCAUCUCGAGUAUUCUCGGCGGAGACGUACCAUACGGGAGCAGAGGACACGUACUGACUAGGGCGGAACGUAAGGAAUAUAGCAGCCCACCGAUCGUUCCCUCCUCUAGCGAUGCUACUCAAUUUCUCUCGAAAUCGGAGAAGCUGGUGCUACCCAGACCUGACACUCCUCCAAAAACGCCAAGAGUCGAACCACCGACUAGAGUGUCAGUCAUUCAGAGGGUGCCUUCACAAGGUCAGUCAACGUCUAGGAGGGAGGAUAAGGUUGAAGUGCCACAAGUUCACGAACCGGAACAGGAACAGCCAAUCGAUUACGCCGUGCCGAAGAGAAAGGAAGAGGACGAGGAGCGAGGUCGCGAAGGUGCAAAAGUAUCGCGCGCGAUUGGUAAUUCAAUUGCCAGGCCUCUUCUAGCCAUGAGAUUAUCUGGUCCUCAGGUAGUUCACGCAGCAGCAGGUCACGGAAGAUCUUCAACUUCCGGUGGCAGCGGGAGUUCCGGUUCUAGCAACGGGUCUAGCAACUCCGGUAGCUCCUCUUCUUCGAAUUCAGGCGGAAGUGGUAGCUACUGCGGAGGCGGGGCAGUCACAGGUGGUAGUGGAGGCGGUGGAGCUGUAGGCGGAGGCGCUGGAGGUGGAAUGAAUCCUGGUGGAAACGGUCGCGGAAAUUACGGGCCGAGUUCGCCACCCACUGGCUCUUUACCUCCCUUCUAUGAGUCCCUCAAGGGCGGAAAUAAUCUGGCAAAUUUCGCAAAUCAAUACAACAGUACUCAAGGAAACGGGUAUUUGACACCAUCACCGGCGGUAGGAAUGGACUGCGACGCAGGACAGCAAGACAUAAACUCGCAGCAUUCUCAAUAUAAUGCUCAAGAGGGCAAGCAAUAUUCUCUUCUACAGAAUGUGUGCGCAUCUUAUGGUUUGACACUGAAGGAGGAGGAAGAUCUAUCCGCAUACAAGAUACAAACAAACGAUUUGCUAUCGGGACAUUAUGGCGCCUAUGAUAUGACCGACACAGGAAUGAUGGUAGACAUGGUGACGGGCGCCGUUGUAGAUCCUCUUCAGUUCACCGCUACCUUGACCUUCAACUCACCCUCGGAUCAUACCGCUCUUCUUGAGAGUCUGAGCGAUGCCGCCGAUUUAUUUUUACCGAGGCUACCAGCUGAGGAUGGUAGCAACGAUCUUCUGGAAGAAUCUUUGCACUCGCCAGCUUCGGCUGGAAGUGGAAUCGGCCAGGACGGCGGGCAAAUGACCACUCCCGUAGAACCGAGCGUCGAUCCUUUCCCAGAGCACAGCAUGGCCUUAACCAGAGGCUUCGACACGUCGAGGAGCAGCUACACAGCAGUUCCUCAACAUUUCAGUUCGAAAUUAGGGCUGACCUACGCUACAGCAGAGUCAAGUUAUCAGCCCAUUGCCAAGGAACGCCCAGAGCUCGCGCUUCACAUUAAUCAGAACCCUCAACACCACUCAGAACCGCAGUUGCAACAGUUACAGAUACAGGUGCAGUUGCAACAACACCAACAGCACCAACACCAGCACCAGCACCAGCAGCACCAACAGCAUCAGCAGCAGCAACCGCCGCCGCAACAGCAGCAACAACCGCCGCCGCAGCAGCAGCAACACCAAGGACUGUUGAGUCCAGGAUUAAGUUUUACCGGUAGCGGUUUGGAAUUAGAUUCUGCUAGUAGCGUUGGUGGAAGCUUACCAAGCCCAGGAGCUGCUAGCUGUUCUUUGGACGCCGCCUCGACCAGCACAUCGCCAUCCUGUGCUCUGAUGGAACACGCACCAAGCCCGGCGGCUGCGGUGUCCUCUGCGUCAGUAAAUACCGUACAACCAACUGGCCCUGUCGGAGAACCACCACUGACGCAACGGGUCGGUGUACUACAGCAAAGGCUUGGGCUUCCUGGUGACUGCCAAUUGGAGUUUGUAAACGGCGGCCACGGAAUUAAGAAUCCUCUGGCGAUCGAGGGUCAGAGACAGGCUGCGGCUACUCGCGAGGAAGAGAGAGCAGCUCGACCUCCGCCUGGCAAGGAUGACGAUCCAAAUCGUUUCACGUGCCGCGUGUGCACCAAGAAUUUCAGCUUGCAAAGACUGUUGAAUCGCCACAUGAAAUGCCACAGCGACGUAAAACGUUAUUUAUGCACAUUCUGUGGCAAGGGUUUCAAUGACACGUUCGAUUUGAAGAGGCACACCAGGACACACACCGGUGUUCGUCCGUACAAGUGUAAUCUCUGCGAAAAGAGCUUCACGCAGAGGUGCUCUCUGGAAAGUCACUGCCUUAAGGUUCACGGUGUUCAACAUCAAUACGCAUACAAGGAACGUCGCACAAAGGUAUACGUAUGCGAAGAAUGUGGGCAUACGACGCAGGAGCCGGAAGUUCAUUAUCUACAUCUGAAAGACAAACACCCAUACAGCCCAGCUUUGUUGAAGUUCUAUGAUAAGCGACAUUUCAAAUUUACCAACAGCAAUUUUGCCAACAUGUUGCUCCAGGGUGGCCUGUUGCAACGGGACUCGCGGAAUACGGACAGCUGCGUAAAAUCAGCCUCGAAAAGCCUCGAAGCACCUCUUCAACGUGCCACGACAUUGUUGCACCUGAGUCGGGCUUCCAGCUUGUGAUGAUGACUACAAAGACAACGAGAAGACAAACAAGAGGAAAAAGAAACGGAGGAAAGAAGAACGAAGAGGAAGGCUGACUACGAUUUUUUAGCUACUCAACUGGAAGGCCAUCAAACGCAUCUUGAAAUAAACGUCGCGCGAAAAGUACCUGCAGAUGGCCCCCUUAAGCGGUGAUACACGACGGCGUCGAGGGCCGAUGACGAUCAGAUUAAUUGCGAGAAUCACGUGAAUCUCAUAAUUAUCCACGAGAUUUGUACUGACCCGUGAAUCCCAGAGCAUAGGCAUAAAAAAAAAUAAAAAGAAAGAAAGUAUAUUUGCAUACACAGUAUUGCCUUAUUGAGUACACGAUAACUGACGCAUAAGGUUUCAUCAACCACGUAUAGGUAGAUAUAUAAUAUAUGUAUAUGUGUAGACUAUGAUAUUUAGGUUACAAAAAAA